Dinoponera quadriceps is the source of this 4040-nucleotide messenger RNA. It is a transcript of the gene Gat-a, whose product is annotated as sodium- and chloride-dependent GABA transporter 1. The record is from RefSeq and is a predicted model, not a curated record. Gene Ontology annotation, cellular component: membrane. NCBI's taxonomy places the organism in Eukaryota, Metazoa, Arthropoda, Insecta, Hymenoptera, Formicidae. Gene Ontology annotation, biological process: sodium ion transmembrane transport. The transcript has 8 exons. Bases 1 to 1845 code for a protein of 614 amino acids.
AUGACAGAGACAUCACGGGAUCCUGAAGUGGCUGAUUCAGAAAAUCCCGACAACGGUAGGACAGCAUUGAAUCUGACUUGCUCGACGACUAAUAAGAGCAAACCUCUUCCGGAUCGCGGAACAUGGAGCACCAAAUUGGACUUCAUCCUCAGUGUGGUCGGCUUGGCGAUCGGUCUCGGCAACGUCUGGCGAUUUCCGUACCUCUGCUAUAAGAAUGGCGGUGGUGCCUUCCUCAUCCCUUAUUUCUUGACGUUGUUCCUCGCUGGUAUACCCAUGUUCUUCAUGGAACUGGCCCUCGGUCAAAUGCUCACGGUGGGCGGCCUCGGAGUCUUCAAGAUAGCUCCCCUCUUCAAGGGUAUCGGUUACGCCGCGGCCGUCAUGUCCUGCUGGAUGAACGUCUACUACAUCGUCAUUCUGGCUUGGGCGAUUUUCUAUUUUUUCAUGUCGAUGCGCAGCGAGCUGCCCUGGGGAAGCUGCAACAACUACUGGAACACCAAGAACUGCGUGAAUCCUUACGACAGAAGCUCGUUGAUCUGCUGGCAGAUCUCGACGAGAAACCACAGCGUCGUCAAAAUGUGCACGGUCAAUCAGCUUAACCUGACGGUGACCGAGCUGACGGAUCCUGUGAAGGAGUUUUGGGAACGUCGAGCGUUGCAGAUCAGCGAGGGCGUGGAACACGUGGGCAACAUCCGAUGGGAAUUGGCGGGCACGCUGUUACUGGUGUGGAUACUCUGUUACUUUUGCAUCUGGAAGGGCGUCAAGUGGACCGGCAAAGUCGUUUACUUCACCUCUCUCUUCCCAUACGUGCUGCUUACCAUUCUCCUGAUCCGCGGCAUUACACUGCCCGGCGCGAUGGAGGGCAUUCGCUUCUAUAUCAGUCCAAACCUGUCCAAGCUCCGGGAAUCCGAAGUGUGGAUCGACGCAGUGACGCAGAUCUUCUUCUCAUACGGUCUCGGCCUCGGCACCCUCGUGGCCCUCGGCAGCUACAACAAAUUCACCAAUAAUGUUUACAAAGACGCGCUGAUAGUCUGCUCGGUGAAUUCAUCCACCAGUAUGUUCGCAGGCUUCGUGAUAUUCUCGGUGGUGGGUUUCAUGGCGCACGAGCAGCAGAAGCCGGUCGCCGAAGUAGCCGCUUCUGGGCCGGGUUUGGCUUUCCUCGCUUAUCCCUCGGCGGUCCUUCAAUUACCAGGCGCACCGCUCUGGUCGUGCUUGUUCUUCUUCAUGUUACUGCUCAUCGGACUUGAUUCCCAAUUCUGCACCAUGGAGGGCUUCAUCACGGCCAUGGUGGACGAGUGGCCUCAACUGUUACGUCGCCGCAAAGAGCUCUUUAUUGCCAUAGUAUGCGCCCUGUCCUAUCUGAUCGGAUUGUCGUGCAUCUCUCAAGGUGGCAUGUACGUCUUCCAGAUUCUCGACUCGUACGCCGUCUCCGGCUUCUGCCUGCUGUUCCUCAUCUUCUUCGAGUGCAUAUCGAUCAGCUGGGCGUUCGGCGUGAAUCGGUUUUACGACGCUUUGCGCGAUAUGAUAGGAUAUUAUCCUCUUACGUGGUGGAAAUUCUGCUGGACGGUGACCACGCCGAUGAUCUGCGUUGGCGUGUUCGUCUUCAACUUGGUUCAGUGGACACCCGUGAAGUAUUUGGACUAUGAAUAUCCCUGGUGGUCGCAUAUAUUAGGCUGGUUCACGGCGCUAUCCUCUAUGCUCUGUAUACCCGGAUACAUGGUCUACGCUUGGAUGACUACGCCGGGCGACAAUAGUACGAAAUACAAAUUGCUGAUCCAAAUAGAGGAUGAUGUCGCGACUCUACGGACGAAGAUGGGUCAGCCGCCGGUCGAACUAUCGCCCCUAUAAUUUUUGCUUCGAUCGGCAGCAAGCUCGUAUAGUUCGAUGAUAUAGUUGUCUAUCAUGACCUUGUAAGAACGGGUGGGAACAGGAAUUUAUUCUGUAAAGUCGUGAACUCUCGAGCUCUGAAGAUUGGAGAGUAACCCGGAGAUUUUCAAAUCGCUUCCAUUCUUAUUCCGUUCUUUCGUACACAUUUUCAAUUCCCUUGACGAAACUGAAUUAUUCAAUUUCUUUAAUCAGAAUCAUGUACAUUAGAUACUUAAUUGUAUCGCUAUGUAUCAUUCCGCCGAAAAAUUAACAGAUUAUUUAUACAAGGUUCAGAAGAAUACGAAGUAAGUGCUGGAUCAUGCUGGACAGGAAUAGAAGCGAUCCGAUCGUUUCUAAACCGACUUCCGGCGUGGGAGACUCGGAAUAUGAUUUUAGAGAACGAAUUCCUGUCAGUUCCCCAGAGUCUUGCUGUUUGCAAGAUACGAUCACGCGGCCGCGAUAGGUCCGUCGAAGUCCGUCGUGUCCUUGAUUGACGCGCGACUCGACGCGAGGCGGAGAGCCAGCAAUCAAAUGAAUGCCGGAAACGUGCCCGACACUGCCCUCGGCCUCCCACACCCUCUCGAAAAAGAAAAAGCUUCGCUGGCUUUGUACAUAAAUUAUUUAUUUGUCAUCGUAGCGAUAUUAUCGUUAAUCUGUCCGCGCACAUCGCGACAGCUCUAGAGGUGGUUCGCACUUACGUGUCACGUACUUUCGUGCCAGUUUAAUGUCGCAUCACGCGCUAAGUGCAGCCACGUCUGCCCUCGAAGAUGUAUCGUAAAACUCGUCAAACUCGAAGCAAACCGUCAUAGGUGAGACCGCCGAAUCUGGCGCCGUCGAAACGCGCACCAAGAGAACCGAAUUCCUCACGACACCUGCUGGUAUCGAACUUGACGAUUCGAUCGUAGGAUUCGAUUCGAAGGGACUUCCACCAGGCUUCCUUCCUUCCGCAACAUGUAAUUCUAUCGUCAUCGCGAGAGUUGUCGCUAGCGCGUUGCAAGUACAACAACAACGUAGCUGUUAGUCGUAAAUUGAAAGCCGCCGUUGAAAAGCGACGGCCGAGUUUUCCAUCGCCGCUCACGAGCGGUUCGUAUCGUAUAAAUGUACCGGGUGCUCUCCGGGUCCGCUAUCCAGUAAGCAAGAAACAUUAACAACGAUCUUUUCAAAUCAAAACAUCGAUUUUAUGUGGAUUUUAUUAAUAUUUUAACAUCAUAUUUUAUCAACGUUUUUUAAACUGUUACUUGAUAAUAAACUUUUAAAUAUUAAAAUUAUGAUGUGUAGAAACAUCAUUUUUUAUGUUUCGGUCAAAUAUUGUCAACAGUAACGUUGUACAUAACAUUAAGAACUACAUAUUUGAAAACAUUACAUGGUUUAAAAUAUCAUUGUAAUAACUUUAUGUUAACGGUUCCUCGCUUACUGGGUAUCCUGCCGUUCACGACGGAGCGGACGGUCCGGCCCUGUGUACGCAUAUUUAUGCUGCCAUAAAUAUUAUAAAUAGGCGUGUUUUAUUAUCGCAUCGCUCUUAUAUUUAAAUAGCUAGCUACCUAAUUUAUUUCGUGUACCUGUCGUUAGAUCUGUGGCGUCGGCGGAGCAGUAGUAGCGAGGAAACACGCGACCAAGCGUUCGAUGGAAACGUUGCACAGCAUCGUAGUAAAAUUACACGAGCGAGAAAGGCGUGAAACGAGUCCGAACACAAGCGACAAUGGCGCGGGGGGAUUCGAGUGAAAUAGAAAAAAUAUAAUUUCGAUCUUGUUUAUCGCCAUUUGUACAUAAUACAUCUCUCACUCGACGUUCGCACGAAAUGUUCGCAGUGAAAUGUAUCGUACGCAAAUAUCGUAUUAAAUUUCCUUCACAACGUUAUGGAAUUAUGUAUUUUUUAUUUCACUGUCGUGUGUCUGUAGCGUGAGACGCGACAUAAAGUGUGUGUAUACGUAAGCACACGCACACAUGCGAAUGACAAAAAUAUUGAAAGACAUACGUUUGAACGCACCUCGUUGAUUGCAGCGUAAGUUUAACGCUUAGUGCGCGAUAAUAGAGAGACGUGGUAUAUAUAUAUAUAAUAUAAAUAGGAAUGUCUAUAUAAUAUUGGAAUUAUUUAUUGUUAGCGCUAACGAUCCCGAUUCACAUUGUAUUUUAUUUUGUUUUACCGAUAGUACAAACCAAUAAAAAUUUCAAGUGUA